This is a messenger RNA of Medioppia subpectinata, 1844 nucleotides long. NCBI's taxonomy places the organism in Eukaryota, Metazoa, Arthropoda, Arachnida, Sarcoptiformes, Oppiidae. The record is from the annotation of a GenBank genome assembly.
UCAUUUAAUAGCCAUCUCAAGAGCUCGGAAGCGGUGAUUAUUAUGAAGACACUCUUAAUGGCGAACCAAACCAACCAAAGUACUCGACUGCAGUGAAUAUAUUGGACCCAAACGAACAAAUCAUUCCCGAUCUCAACAAUAAUGAUGAUACCAAAUCUCAAACUGACCAAGGCUCGAUUGGCGAACAAACUAAACAUGAAGUUAAAUUGCCGCCAAUUCCGGAACCAAAUUAUAUCACAAUUAAAGGAGAGAAAGGCGAGAGAGGGGACAGAGGAGAGACUGGAGAGACGGGAGAGCGAGGAGAGAGGGGCCAAAAGGGCGAGUGUGAGUACAGGGAAACCAUUCAAACCAUAUACGAGACACAGACAUCGGCUCCGGUCGUAAACCAAUGCGCUUGUAAUGUAUCGGAGAUCAUAUCCAGCCACCAGAUUAAGGGUCCCAAAGGAGAUGUCGGACCCGUCGGACCUCCAGGUCCUCCAGGUCCGCCGGGAAGGGGCUCUACAUUUGAUUCAGAUAUGUCUCCGGGAUAUUUCGGUUCUCCCGGCACCGGCUCUUCAUUCGCGUAUUUACCCCGAAUGGGAGACCCGGGUUCGCCCGGUCCUCGCGGUCUACCAGGACUUAAAGGCGACAGAGGCGAUUUGGGCCCAAAAGGCCACAGAGGUUUGCGCGGCAAAAAAGGCAAAGAUGGUUUCCCGGGUCCGCCCGGACCACUCGGGCCUCCCGGAGAGAUUGGAUUUCCGGGUAUUGCCGGUCCAAAGGGUGACCGUGGUGCGAUGGGAGUCCCGGGAACACCAGGAGUUCCCGGCCUUCCGGGUCCACCCGGUCCUCCUGGAGAAUCGCCAAUCGAUUGGUACGACAACAGCAUUAGUGCCUCAAGAGCCUAUCGAGGGAUUAAAGGCACGGCAUCGCUGUCGAGACAAACAGUCUACGUUGACGGCCCACCCGGUCCUCCCGGACCACCCGGAGAUAAAGGUGAUGCGGGACACACAGCCACCACAUCAACUGCCAAUCACUUAAUAGUUCCCGGCGCGGUUACGUUUAAAAACAUGGACUCACUGUUGAAGAUAUCGGCCAACAAUCCGUUGGGAACUCUGGCCUUCAUUAUCGACGACCAGUCGCUACUCAUUAAAGUGAACGGCGGCUGGCAAUACGUGUCGUUAGGAUCUUUGGUUCAAACACCGCAAGCAUCGGAACUGAACGAGAUAACAACAGAGGCGACGACUACAGCCCCUGUCGUACAUCCGGGCCUCGAAACCAAUUUGGCCGAAAAGACAUCGUUUCGACAUCACAGCCAUAGAAAGCUAAGGAUGGCUGCACUCAACACACCGUUUUCGGGUGACUUUCACGGCAUACGCGGCGCUGACUACGAGUGCUAUCGACAGUCUCGUAGGGCUAAUAUGAGGGGCACUUUCCGGGCGUUUGUCGCCUCAAAAGUGCAAAACUUGGACUCAAUUGUGCGCUACAAAGACUCUAAGCUACCGAUUGUUAACAUUAAGGGUGAAAUAUUGUUCAAUUCGUGGAAGGACUUAUUUACAGGAGCCGGGGCUCCCUUCCCAUUCCCGCCCAAAAUUUAUAGCUUUGACGGCAGGAAUGUGUUGCCCCAGAAGUUGGUGUGGCACGGGGCCGACCGGUCCGGGGUCCGCAAUAGCGAGGCCUACUGCGACGCCUGGAACAGCAACAACAUGAGCAAGGUCGGUUUGGCCAGCUCUCUACUUAGGGGCAAACUCCUCGAUCAGGAGAAGUACUCGUGUAAUAACCAGUUUAUUGUGCUCUGCAUUGAGACCACCAGUCCUGAGGACAGGCAGAAGAGACACGUCGUCGACGAUAGUAAUGAUUAUAAUUGA